This is a messenger RNA of Tachyglossus aculeatus (Australian echidna), 1065 nucleotides long. It is a transcript of the gene PSMF1, whose product is annotated as proteasome inhibitor subunit 1. The transcript is spliced from 7 exons. Lineage: Eukaryota; Metazoa; Chordata; Mammalia; Monotremata; Tachyglossidae. Gene Ontology annotation, molecular function: endopeptidase inhibitor activity; proteasome binding. Gene Ontology annotation, biological process: proteasome-mediated ubiquitin-dependent protein catabolic process. Bases 12 to 860 code for a protein of 282 amino acids. The record is from RefSeq and is a predicted model, not a curated record.
GCGCCCGCGGGAUGUCGUCCCCGGGCCUGGAGGCGGUUUUCCGUUGCUCCGCGGGCCCGUCCCGCCCUCACGAGGCCCUGCUGCUGUUCGCCCACUGGGAGCUCGUCACCCACCGCUACCGCUGCCUCGGCCACAAACAACAGGAGGGCAUGGAGGAGGAGGAGGAGGAGGAAGAGGAGGAGGAAUCGGAGCUGCUUCCCGCCGGCUGGAACGCCGACCCGGAUCUCGUCACCCUACGCUACCGCCGGGCCGCGGACCACCGUGACCCCGCCAACGCCGUCGCCCCGCAACAGCUGCUCCUCAAGGCCAUCCCCAUCGACGGCUCCCUCAUCCUCAACGCCAUAGAGUUUAACUCCCAGCGUGUGGUGAGCCUGACCGUCAAUGUGGCCGAUUACAUCGAUGGGGACCACCUGAACGAUUUCCACAGGGUCUACAAGGACAGCGAGGGGCUCCGGACCCUGAUCGCCUCCGCCAUCGUGAGCCCCCUGCUCCGCCCCUGGAGCAAGGCCGGCGAGGAGCGGCCCCCGCCCGGAGACCCCAACCCCCUGCACGUGCGGCCCCCGCUCCCGGACGCCGGCAGGCAGUUCCCGUGGCCCAGCCCGGUGGAUCCUUUCGCCGUCGGGAGAACCGACCUGGACCCCUUCGGCGGAGGUCACUUGGGCGGGAUGAUCGUGGACCCCCUGCGGUCCGGCCACCCGAGGCCCUUCUUCGACCCCUCCGCCGGCCUCCCCAGCCGCCUCCCGCCAGGCGCCGUCCCCCCGGGAGCCCGCUUCGACCCGUUCGGGCCCAGCGGAACCGGCGCUUCGGGGCCGACCCCCGACCACCUGCCGCCCCCGGGCUUCGACAACAUGUUCCUGUGAAGACCGGCUCUCCCGCCCUCGGCCAACCAAGGCAACCGCCACCUUGGGCCGGGGGCACCGGGCAGGGGACGGGGCCGGGUGGAGGGGACCGUGGCGGUUCUCCCCCCACCCGACCCCCUCACCGCCGUGAGGACGCAGAAGAUUUCGGGUGUUUGGACGGAGGAGAAGGCGCGGACACCCCAAUACAAGCGGACGUUGCCGGCCA